Coffea arabica (coffee) is the source of this 698-nucleotide messenger RNA. Lineage: Eukaryota; Viridiplantae; Streptophyta; Magnoliopsida; Gentianales; Rubiaceae. The record is from RefSeq and is a predicted model, not a curated record.
AUGCCAUGGCUCAAAAGAGGUGCUUGUGUUGGUGAUGUGGCCAAUCGUUAUUGGCUAGAGAGUGUUCGUCCAAGUCGCUUGUGCUCCUCACGUGAGUUUACUUUGGAUUCCAUUGUGCCUCCAAAGAAGAAAAAGUACUACUUGGUCUCCAACGUAAAGUACUUUGCCUCCAAAGAGUAUGUCAGAUGUUUACCUGCUUCCCAACUCACUUUCUGUGCCUCGGACAGAAAGUUGAAGGUUCAAGUUCAAUUGUCAGAGUGCUUCAUCAAGACAGAAACUAACACCCCUUGUAAAUACUCCCAAAACUUGUUCACAAAUCCAGCUGAUGUAGCGGAAAUCGCCUUGACCAUUUUUUGUAGUGAAGUGAGAAAUGCUGUGCGAGGAAGGAAAUUAGAUUGCGGGCAAUGGAUUGAAAGUCCACGAGAAGGAGAAAAAGAAUCAACUUUCCAGAUUGAGGAAAAUCACAAGGAAAUACUAAAGGGAGGAGAAAAAGAUUUAGCUUUUCAGCUAUUGCCUUCUCAACAUGAAUUGUUAUGCAUCUGAAUCAUAUAUGAAGCUGAGAGGUUCAGUUUGAAGUACUCUUGAGGUGGAUAUCUUUUCUCAUAAUUGUUAUGCAUUAUACUCGUGUUCUAUUAUUUGCCAUGCUGAAUUUAUCAAUCAUUCUAAUAUAGUCUUUGAUAGCCAUAUAUUGAGGGUUU